AUGGCGCCCUUCCUCGGAGCAGAGCACACGCACGCCGUUGAUGCCACCCAAGGAAACGCCCUGCUGGCCGGCACCCGCUCGGCCCUGCACCAGCUGCUCGCAAAGGCCCACGACUACCUGCCCGGCGAGGCCCUUCCGCACAUUGCCAGUGUCCAUUUCUCAACCGCCAACACGGGCUCUCCCUACUUCCCCAGUCCGCUCAAGCAGACCGAGGCCAUCUCAGCCCUCAAGGCGGUCGAGGCGGGCGUGGCCUCGGCCAUAGCUGAUCUUCACAGCCACCAGAGACAGCGUGCCAUUGCCGUCGACCUGGAAAGAGCCACGGCCUUUCUCUUCUCCACCUAUCUCACCACCGUCGGCGGCCUGGACAAGUCAAGUCCAAAGGUCAGAAAACUACUCAAAGACACCGACCUCCUCCAAGCACAGUCUAUUCUGUACCGGAGGCUGUCUGCAAAUCUGUACCAGACCAAGAACCCUGGAGAGUACUUUCAUCUCCAUGGCUCGCUCGAGGCCACAAAAGCACUCAACAUGGUCGGUCUCGAGGGCUUCCGGCCCGACCUGACAGACUACCACGAAUGCAUCAAGGUCAUUGAGGACCAUGUGAGGCAGUUUACUGCAGACGAGCUGGAAGAGAAGAACCGCCAAAUCAAGCAGGCGGGUGUCACCUGCCUCAAGUGGGAGGAUUUUCGGGCUACGCAGCAUGGCCAAGCCAUGAUUCAGGAGCCGCCGUGGAAGGUAGAACCGCUAGAAACCGACACCCCAGCAACCCCGCUGCCCUUCCGACCAACACGCGCCCCGAAACCGCAGAUUCUCGCCGGCAUCCGAGUUUUGGAGCUUUGCCGUAUCAUUGCCGGUCCGGCAAUGGGCCGCGGUCUUGCCGAGUAUGGCGCUGAAGUCAUCAAAGUCACAUCGCCGAACCUGUCCGAUGUACCCUUCUUUCAGGUAGAUGCCAACAUUGGAAAGCACACUACCGACCUAAACCUAAAAGACUCUCGAGACCGACAAACGUUUGAAGAGCUCUUGCAGUCUGCAGAUGUUGUCCUCGACGGCUAUCGCCCGGGCAGCCUGGCUCGUCUCGGAUAUGGGCCACAGCAGCUUGUCGAAUUGGCCAAGAAGCGCGGCAAGGGCCUAGUGUACGUUUCCGAAAACUGCUUUGGUCAUGUCGGACCAUGGGCAUCACGCCCCGGCUGGCAACAGAUUGCAGACUGUGUUACUGGCGUAGCCUGGGCACAAGGCCAAGCAAUGGGGCUCAACGAGCCAGUCGUCCCACCUUUUCCCAUGAGCGACUACGGGACAGGCUGCAUGGGCACCAUUGCUGCCCUUGUGGGGCUCCACAAGCGAGCCAAGUAUGGGGGGAGCUAUAUCGGCCGUACUUCCCUGUGCCAAUACGACAUAUACCUGCUCGAACUUGGUCUCUACGACGAUAAGACCAUGGCCGAGCUGAGGAAAGAACACGACAAGGAGUUCUUCGAGCUGCGGCAUUACGACUCAGUGGAUGAGGUCGGCAAGCGCGCCCUCAGGACAAUGAGGAGAACCCACCCAGAGCUGUUUGAGGACCGACACAUGCAAGAGUGCUUCAGCAAAGGCUUCAAUGCUAAUGUCAGGACCAUCAGGCCUGUAGUCUGUAUUGACGGCUACUGGAACGGUUUCCUCCGCAGCUCACGGCCCAAUGGUUUCGACCGCCCUACAUGGGAUAAUUGGGAGGUUGACGAGGACCUAUUACGAGCAUGAUGAGACACUUUUUUUUCUUGCAUCUCUGGCGCAUUGUCGGCUUCUUGGUGGGCCAUACAUCAUCCUGUCUGUCCUGUAUUAGCUUAGCACUAUGUAUAAUGUCGUGACGAACCCUGAAUGAAUCUCC
Exserohilum turcica Et28A is the source of this 1855-nucleotide messenger RNA. RefSeq lists its product as uncharacterized. The record is from RefSeq and is a predicted model, not a curated record. Bases 1 to 1728 code for a protein of 575 amino acids. Gene Ontology annotation, molecular function: catalytic activity. NCBI's taxonomy places the organism in Eukaryota, Fungi, Ascomycota, Dothideomycetes, Pleosporales, Pleosporaceae. The transcript has 2 exons.